AAGCUCCUAGCCAGCGUGAUUUUUCCGAAAACAUCGUUAUAUUUUAACCAAUUUACACAAAACCUUAACAACUCUAUUGAUAGAUGGAAGUCGUAUGAAAAUCCGGGGACGAGACAAGGGCCCUCCUGCGAUCACCUCCGCCAUUAGUCAAUUGAGAGAUUGGCGCGUCGAGCGUGCAGAGCUGCAGUCGCGCAGAAACCUCGCGGGCCCGUGCCAGCGCCCUAGCCACCUGGACUUCAUCUGUUCCCGCCAAUAAGAACUUUUCAAAAUGUUCCUCCUUAGAGCUAAAAUCCUCUUAGGAUUGUUCCUAGUAUUCUGGUUUAUAAUCGACCCGGCAAGUGCGCGUCGUGGACGUUCUAGAGGCAGAACGAAAUCCAAGGUGCAAAUUGGCUUACCUAUUACUGGGAAAUAUAGAGACCCGGAAUCUGAUCAAUAUUACAACAACAACGAUGGAGCCAAGAUCCUGCUGGCUUCGCACUUCGAUCUCGAGUACGUCUUGGGCCACAAGAUCGCUUUCCUCUGCAUUGCCAAGGGCUCACCGCGUCCUCACAUCACUUGGUUUAAAGACGGCGUCGAAAUUUUUGCUCAUCAUUAUCUUCACAUUCACGAGUGGCCGAUCGGCGAGGACCGCGUCAAGUCCAAGAUCGAGAUCGACCCGGCCACGCAGAUGGACGCCGGCGUGUACGAGUGCACCGCCGACAACAUGUACUCUAUCGACCGCCGCUCCUUCAAGACCGACUUCUCCAUUGCCUUCGAUUAGACGUGCUACUGGCGCCUCAGGCGUGUCUCGUGGUACACUGUGCCGUGCAAUUAUCGUGCCGCUUACGAAGGAAACCACAAUCACUUUGUCCACAAUAAACGUUUUUUUUUUUUUUUUAAGACAGACUUAUCUGGAGCCUAUUUGACCAAGUAGAUCGUUGAUAAUGUAUAUGACUUUAUCCAUACAUGCCGACAACUAGUUUUUGGUCCAAUCCAAUGGGCAUAUAUGGGUUAGAAGUAGUAACUGAUUCCACAAACAUAAUAUCUAUUGUAUCCCAGAAAAAUAUACCAGGCCCGUGCACAGAGAUUUAAAAAGCGCACGGCCUGUGACGUCACAUCAUGAAUAAAUAAGUUAAAUUGAUAAUUACCAUUUUGUUCUCUCCUUGUAACACAAGAAAUGUGAUAAAUUAUUAUAAUUUCAUUUGCACGAUUUAAUCGUUAUUGCUGCGAUAUAACCUUUUCUAAAUUAAUUUGUUGUCUAGUUAACUUAAUGUCUAAUAGGUAUACAAUCACAAAUUCCUGUACCUUUCUAAAAUCGAUAGAGAACGACGGUUGUCUAAGUACCACCCGUCGUCGUCCAUAUCAACUUGAAUUGUCUUUGUUAGAUGACAUUAGUUAGUUAGUGACAAUGAAUUUUUUUAAAAAUGAGCAAAUUGUAAUUGUAGCAGCUUGGUUCCCGAUAUUCGGGCUCAUGAGCACGGCACGACGUAACGGAAUCAUCCUCAGAGCGUUACUCUACAUUUGUACUGAUUUGUUCUUAAGUUACUUGCGUUCAUACGGGUGCUCUGACAUUGGAACUUAAUAUAAGGACUGUUUACCUCCUCAUGUACUCUCCCUCCUCCUCCUCUCAUUUUGUAUGACAAUUACAAUAUAAUUGCCGGUGCCUGACAAGCACCAAAGUUCGAAUGGCAGAAGCACUCUAUACCUACAAGAUCCCGAAUCAAUAUUGUUAUAUGCUAAAAUAGAAUAUUUUUUUGUCCUAGCAUUAUAAUAGUACCUCUGUAUGAUAUCAUUGAACAUAAAAUGGCGUAUAAUUUUA
Messenger RNA from Cydia pomonella (codling moth), 1798 nucleotides. RefSeq names its product immunoglobulin domain-containing protein oig-4-like. Bases 269 to 760 code for a protein of 163 amino acids. The transcript has 5 exons. The record is from RefSeq and is a predicted model, not a curated record. Lineage: Eukaryota; Metazoa; Arthropoda; Insecta; Lepidoptera; Tortricidae.